Molecule: messenger RNA, 1309 nt
Organism: Tigriopus californicus
Lineage: Eukaryota; Metazoa; Arthropoda; Copepoda; Harpacticoida; Harpacticidae
Product: galactoside alpha-(1,2)-fucosyltransferase 2-like
Exons: 5
Coding region: 98-1279 (393 amino acids)
Biological process (GO): carbohydrate metabolic process
Cellular component (GO): membrane
Molecular function (GO): galactoside 2-alpha-L-fucosyltransferase activity
Source: RefSeq, a predicted model, not a curated record
GUUCAAUUUAGCAAACCGAUAACCAGUAGUCCAGUUCGCGAGAGGAGAAACAUGCUAUCCAUGCUGUCAUGAGAUUCAUGACAAAAAUCUCGGAUAAAUGAAAAUACGUCAUCAAUUCGGAUUGUUCGCCUUCAUAUUUGGAACUUACCUGGGUUUCAUGUACAUGUUCCUAACGGAACUGGAACCGAUAUCAGAGGAUGCAAAACAAUGCCCUCCACCGUUGCUUUGUCCUACGUGUCUUUGCCAAAAGUGUCCUGAAUGCCCGAUUCGCAAGCGGAAUUGUCACACGGCCUCGCGACCUCGAGAAGAAAAAAGGCGUUACCCGUGCUAUCCUCACAAACUCGUCAUGACCACGUUUGAUCGGGGUGGUAUUGGCAACAAGAUGAGUGAAUAUGCCACGUUAUUAGCAAUAACAACGAUGUCCGGCUACUAUCCAGCCGUCUCUCAGACACUCUACGAUGUGCUGAGUGAAGCAUUUUCCAACAUAAAUCACUUGCCUUUUAAUGUUUCCGAUGAAUGCAUUGACGUGGUGCGCUACCUGGACCCAGGAGGUGAUCCCAAAGUGGUGGAUCUGUUCUUGAAUAAGCACGCUGGAAAGUAUCCCUACAUUCAUCUGAUCAAUUAUCCUAAUGCUGUGAGGGUGUUCCAUAAGAUGUAUCACGUGCUAAAGCACCAAUUCACCUUCAAGCGAAAAGUAUUUGAGCUGGCUAGCCAGUUUGUUGAUUUGGUGGGUCUGGACUUGCAAUAUGAGAUCCCAAACCCCAUAUUUGUAGGAAUCCAUGUUCGCCGCAUUGCCUACGAUCACCAUUUACAAAUCACUCAAAAUGGAUCGCUUGUUGAGGUGGAAUAUUUCAAGAGAGCCAUUACCGCUCUUCAAGACUCACUAAACCUCACGAAUGAAAAUGCAAUGAACCGAAUGGUUUUCUUUGUCACAUCUGACGACGAAAAAUGGUGCAAACGGGUUUUCUUUGACAUUGAAGCCGUCUUGUUCUUCCCAUCGGACUUUUACCGCAAAAUGCCAGUGGUGUCCAAGGCUCACUUCGAUUUGUGUAUUAUGUCUCUCUGCAACCAUUCAAUCUAUGACUAUGGGACCUUUGGGUUUUGGGGUGCAUAUCUAGCGGGAGGGCACACCAUUUUAGCCCAUAAUAUUGGAACUGGGAACAACACAGAAGUGGAAACCAUCAAGCAAGCAAAUCUACCCAACUGGCACUUUAUUGAUGCUCAUCCACCUCCUGUGGAACCAAAACCGGACUAUUCGUCAUUAUACCGGCGAGUUUGACGUAUUUCGUUUUAUUUGUUGGAUGUAUGA